Molecule: messenger RNA, 2641 nt
Organism: Postia placenta MAD-698-R-SB12
Lineage: Eukaryota; Fungi; Basidiomycota; Agaricomycetes; Polyporales; Adustoporiaceae
Exons: 8
Coding region: 1-2493 (830 amino acids)
Source: RefSeq, a predicted model, not a curated record
AUGCUGUGGCUACAGAUAGCCAGUCAAAUGGGCAUUACCCUCCUCGCCUUCGUCGCGCAAAUGCAAGGAUACAACACGCUCUACCCUACCCACACAAUCGGACUACUCCUCAACGCGGUUGUACCGCACAUACUUACCAUUGCUGGGAUCGCACAUUCAUUCGUCGCCACUGCCUCCCAUCGCUCGGCCUACCCAGCGCAGUAUUCUAGUCCUGAUCAGACGGCAACGAUAUCAUCAAAGGAUCUAAUCCUUUGGACGCCCACCGUGAUCCCGAUGUCCGAGAGAUGGCAUUUGCCAAGCGCCGCAACACCACCUGUCCCUCAAGCAUCAAUUGUCACGGCGACACACAACUGUACAUCGGCAUCACAACUGGAAUACCCCACCUUGGAUUUCAUUGUAGGGGAGUGGCGUACAGCACUCGAAGAGCCCGUCGAUAUGUCGCAGUCAAUCAACUGUCUCGCGCGUGGCAUCCUUGCGAUUGCAAUCGCAGGCAGCGCAUAUUUUGUUAUAAAGGCAUGCAUACACUGGAUCACGAGGAGGAGCCUAUACGCUAGCCAGUGGCGUUCUAUGUCAGUUGUCAGUUCCACGUUCGCUUCUGAUACAGAUGCUGGCGCGUCCUCGCUGUUCAACGUAGAGCUCGCGUUGGACUACGAGGAUGCAUCGGCGGACUUCCUUUCAGCUAUGUUUGACAUCAUCUCCGGCUCGGGUGUAGCCACUGACCCGGACUGGAAAAUCUACAACGAUGUGUAUCCGACUGAAACUGCGCAAACGGCAUCCGAGUCGGGAGCCCCUAACAACGUAGACAUCACAAACGAGCUGAAGACGUCUCCUGUACCUACCGAAGAGCAUUCUACAAGCUAUACAGCCUUAUACCCAGACGCAGCACCGGCACACUUCCAUAGUGACGAUGUUGUAUAUAACCCCGAUACCCUGGCCGCGAACGACACGAAGAAUGCGCAGGAGGCUGCUGACCUUACACAAGAAGGACCAUCCAUCGAAGCAGAAGAAACCUUUCCUGAAGUAAAUCACUCCGCAGAACCCGCCAAUGAAGACGCGCCCGGAUGUGCCGACAUAUCGACCCCUGCUGCUACCGAUGAAACAGAGAAAAAGGAAGCCUGCUCACAUCCGGCCGCAGAGGAUUCUACGAGUCGUACGGCCUUACACCUAGACGCAGCACCGGCACAGUUCUAUGGUGACGAUGCUGCAUAUAACCCCGAUACCCUGGCCGAACACGACGCGCAGAAUGCACAGGAGACGGCAGAACUUACACUAGAAGGACCAUGCAUUGAGGCCGGAAAAACAGUGAAAGACUUUCAGGAAUCCGCCAAUGACGACGUACAUGGGCGCGCAUACAUCUCGACAUUCAUCGCUUCCGAUGAGACAGACUCCCAGCAGAAGGAUGUCUGCUCACGUCCAUGUGUGGAACUUCUGCCGCAUGGAUGCGGUAUCCCGAUGGACCAGAUAGAGCAGGCACAGGCCAAGAAGCCUGCAUGUGAUGAUUCAAGACUGGUAGAAGAGAGCGCAUGGCCGGAUAAAGCGCACACCCAGGUAGAGGCGAGGCCCACGCUUUUGGAGGAGAAGCAGGUAAAUCAGAAGAAGGACCUCUGUGAUGAGGACGCACAUCAAUCGCUGAAGGAGAGGAAACCACAGGAGGAUGGAGGUAAGGAGGAGCAGCUGACGGAUGGUGCUCGAGAAGAGCAGGAGGAACACGAAAAGGAGGCCACAGAGGCGGUUCAAGAGCACGAGGUGAAGGUCGUACAGGAAGAGACGGAUCGCGACGUUCGUGUUGAGAGAGAGCGGACUGUGCCGGAUGACCAGAUUGCGAAGGAUGCGCGAGGCAAGAAGAGCGAGGCAGACGACGACAUCGAGUGCCUUGACCAAAAGGAACACGGGACGCUUCCCCAUAGGAUCAGCGAGGACGUGGGAAGCCGAAGCCGGAGGAAGCCGCAUCUCCUCUCAUCCACGAAGAACAACUCGUCGUUCCUCCCGGAAAGAUCGUCCAGUGACGACCACGCGCAAUCCUCUACAUUCCCUUCCGCACACGAACACACCUCGACAGCGACGUCCGGGCUGACCUGCGUCUCAAUGUCCCAUGAGAAGCCGCAGAUCAUAUACCAAACCGAUCCUAAGGCUUCCAGCAUCAACUACACUCGCGCACCGAGUUCGUUCGAGCACUUCGUUUUCAGCGACCUUCCGGAAGGCCCUCUGGGGUACCAGACGCCUGUCCUACCAGAGGUCAGCUGCGACUACGAGAGGGUCUACAUCCCGACCCCGAAUCCGCCGAGAUCGCUUCGAGCCACUCCGAGCAGUGCGCCUAGUCGAGUUGCACCCUCGGUCAAUGUGCCGUCUCCCUCGCCGACAUCCCCACCCUCGGGCGAGGCCAGCGGAUCGGCCCAGGGCGAGAGUACUGAACGCAGAAGACCGAGAAACUAUGGAGAACGCGCAUUCCAAAGCGCCUUUGCUGCUGCAUUGAGGCCUCGCAGGGAGCGGUAGGAUAGUCACCGUCCCAAGCGCACCUCAGGCCAUCAUCCAGUCCUGCAGGACGCGCGUCCACCGAUAGUCACCGAGUCUCGACAGGAGCCUACGUUCUCAUGUUUGCGCGCUUAGAGCAGCCGGCCACUAGGGGAAACACGGCCGUACU